ACGAGGGCCGCCGCUAUGUCCUACCGGUUGCGUGGCCUCCGUGUCGCCCUCGACGCCCACCGGCGCCUUGGAGAUCGCCUGGGCGGCCACAUUCCCACGCUGGGCGCCGCGAUCGCGGCGGCCCGCCUGGUGGGGCUCGACGACGCGGAGCUCCAGGAUGCCAUUGACGCCCUGGAGACUGGCAACUGGUGCCGCCACGCCCCGCCGCCAUGCGCGAGCGGGAUGCCGCCGCUGCCUGCGGCUGUUCGGGCCGUUGUCCUCGAGUCGACGCUGAAGAUGAUGGCCUUUCCGCUCAACGCCGAGAACCUUAUGAUCUUCAAGCUGUUCCUGCUGGCGACCUUCCUGAGCCGUGUCGUUUCGAACUUCCUGGUCAUUUGGAUCCUCCUGAAUGCAACUUUCGUGGAGAUCCCGCUGGUCUUCAUGAUGUUCCUGCUGCUCAUCGAGAGCCUGCUGGUCUUCACGAUGUUCCUCCUCAUCGAGGGCCUGCUGAUCUUCGUGAGCCUGCUGGUCUUCGAGAGCCUGCUGGUCCACGAGAUCCUGGGAAACUCUUUCCUCAUCGAGAGCCUGCUGGUCUUCAAGCUGUGCCUGCUGUACCUGUGCGCUUUCGUCUCGACGUCGACUUCCAGAAGGAGGCUGUGA
Molecule: messenger RNA, 639 nt
Organism: Prorocentrum cordatum
Lineage: Eukaryota; Dinophyceae; Prorocentrales; Prorocentraceae
Source: the annotation of a GenBank genome assembly